Molecule: messenger RNA, 3914 nt
Organism: Cyclopterus lumpus (lumpfish)
Lineage: Eukaryota; Metazoa; Chordata; Actinopteri; Perciformes; Cyclopteridae
Gene: tmc6b
Product: transmembrane channel-like 6b
Exons: 21
Coding region: 857-3313 (818 amino acids)
Cellular component (GO): plasma membrane
Molecular function (GO): mechanosensitive monoatomic ion channel activity
Source: RefSeq, a predicted model, not a curated record
ACACACUGUUUGUAGGUCAUGUAACUACUCAUAUGUCAAAUGUAUUUAACACUGACUGUCUCGAUAAGUUAUGAUUAGAAUGCCUUUGUGUACUCUUGUUUUGUUUGAGUAGCCAAACACCGGUCGGGACAUUUCAAGCCUGAAUAGGACUGAACCAAGUGUCAACCGUGUGGGGGUCAGCUCUACCUCACUUCUUUAUCAGAAGCUGGUGAGCAAGUUCAGGUCGUCAAUAUGCUGGAGAGCACGAGUAUUUGAGGACUCUGAAUGCGUACAUGUGACUGAAGGUUGAGCUCUCGCUUUGUCCCGUUUCGUUUGAAAAAGUAGAAACCCGACAUCUCCCCGAGAAAAUGGUUUCUCCCCCGCUGUCCGGUUGCGCAUGGAGACUAUUUUGACUGACAGAGUGGAGCAACGCCGCUCAACGGGUUUGUCAAGUUCCUGAACGGGUGAGUGAACAACACGGUCCGUCGUUGUCCAAGUCUGUGACGGCGCUCGCUUCACUUCGCUCCCUCUGGAUUUAUAGAGCCGGAGCGUUGUCGUCGCCUCGAAGGUAAAACAUGGGUCCACCUCAUGAAACUCAUUGACGAGCUCGCAGCCUGCCUGGUCGUCACUAACGAGUUAAAAUGUCAGCUAACAUUAGUUACCAGUUGCUCCGAGAAGUGAGUCUGCUCAGCACUAAAGCCUCCAGAGGUAGAGGAAUAAACACCAUGGUGGGAGUGGAGUGCAGGUCUGAACAAGAGAUGGUGUGAUCCCUCUGCGAUUGGUCGACAAGGAGGCCGUCAGCCAGACACACACAAGACUUUUUGGAGGAGAAGAAGAAUGGCUCAGGAGUGUUAACUUUGACGUGAACCAUUGUCUCAUGGAAGCUGGACUGGAGAGCCCAGUAGAUGAGGACGGCGUUCAUGACUCCUUCAGCCAGCUGAUCGCAGAGCAGAGUCAGAAUGGAGGACCGUCUGACGCCUUUCAGCUGCAGCAGCUGCAGAGACAUCUGGAUGAGGAGGAUCGAGACAAUGUAGCCCACCUGUCCAGCCCUGGCCGUGACUUAAGGGAAAGGAGGCUCAGACAAAGGGACGUGCAAUGGGAGGAUGAUGAAAGACAGGGAGACCCCCUCCUAGGUGAACGUUGGUCCUCAGCAACCAUGAGGAUCCUGUCCUCCAUGCCCAGUCGCACAAUCGGUCGCAGCAGGGGAGCCAUCAUCUCUCAGUACUACAACAGGACCAUGCAGCUUCGGAGACGCAGGCAGAGCAGACCCGCCAUCCGAGACUUCUCUCACUCGGCCAGACCAAGCAUUCGAGGCUACGGCAUGGAGGCAGACAGUACGGACGCAGAGGUGAGUAAAAGAGAACGUUUGGUGAACAACCUGCAGAACCUGUCAGUGAGCGACAGAGUCAGGAUGCUGCGAGCGAUGCCUCUUAAUGUGGCUGAGAAGAGUGAACUCAGGAGGUUAGCUUUACAAAAAGAGAAAAGCACAAUUUCUGGCAGUCAAAUCCCCUGUUGCAGUCAACUCAAAUAUUACAUCAUCAUUGGUGCAAGACAGAGUUGGUACAGCUGGCUGUCCUUCCUGCACUCCCUCCAGCUGGGGCAAGUGGCGCUGAAGAGAGUGAGCGGGCGUUUCGGAUCUGGUGUCCUCUCAUACUUCCUGUUCCUUAAGACCCUACUCUUCUUCAACCUCUUCCUGUUCCUGGUGACGGGUGUCUUCUUGGUGCUUCCUCAGGCAGUGCACCCUCCGGUGCUGCCCGCAGGGAGAGCCUCCUUCUCUGGACUGGAGCUCCUCACCGGAGCGGGCUACUUCUCCGACACAGUGAUGUACUAUGGAUACUACUGUAACUACACACUGGGUAGGAGCUGCAUGGAGGCUGAUGGAGGGCAGAACGUCUCUUUGCCCAAUGGAACCAGGCUGGACUGCGUGUCGGAGAACCUCACUUACAACAUGCCGCUCGCAUACUUUUUCACCAUAGGAGUGUCUUUCUUCAUCACAUGUAUCAUUCUUGUGUACAGCAUGUCAAAGUCAUUUGGUCAGAGCUUCCGAAUCGACAAAUCUCACAGUAUUUUGGCCAUGAAGGUCCUGAGCUCCUGGGACUUCAAGGUCAUUAAGAAAACGUCUGUCAAACUCAUGUCUGAGAAUAUCUGCACCCAGCUCAAGGAGCUGCUAGCGGAGGUCAAUCAUAAGCAUGUCAAGAACACUCGGUGCCAGAAACUGUGGAGGCUGAUGGUUCAUGGCCUGGCAUGGGCUAUCUGCAUAGCAAGCACCACUGCCUGUGUGCUCGCUAUUUACUACUUCUCUGGUCACAUGCAUCAGAAGCAAAGUUCUCGUAGUACCAUCGACCCCUUGUUGAAUGAGGCCAGUCUGCUAGCUCUCCCUGUGGUGGUCUCCCUCAUCAACCUGCUGCUGCCCGGCCUGUUCAACCUCGCAGCCUGGAUGGAGGACUACGACUCACCUUCUGUACGCACAUAUGUCUCCAUCGGCAGAAACUUGAUGUUGAAAGUAAGCGUGCUUGGAGUCCUGUGCUACCACUGGCUGGGUCGGGUGGCUGCUGACCCUAAAAUGAUUGGACUGGAGUGCUGGGAGAGUUUUGUUGGCCAGGAGCUUUAUCGUUUCCUACUUAUGGAGUUCAUCUUCACUCUACUGGACACCUUGUUUGGAGAGUUUCUUUGGAGGUUGUUUUCUGAGAAGGUGCUGAAGAGGAGGAGGAAGCCAGUGUUUGAUAUCGCCAAGAAUGUCCUCGAGCUCAUCUAUGGACAGACAUUGGCCUGGUUGGGUGUUCUCUUCACUCCUCUCCUUCCUGCAGUGCAGCUUUUCAAACUCCUGCUGCUGUUCUACAUUAAAAUGAGCAGCGUGAUGAUGAACUGUCAGUCCCCCAGGAAGCCAUACAGAGUCAGCCAGAUGACCACUGUCUUCAUCACUCUCCUCUGCUUCCCCUCCUUCCUUGGUGCCUCUGUGUGUGUCACAUACACAAUGUGGAGCCUCACGCCCUCCUCAUCAUGCGGUCCGUUCCGCGAGCUCAAAACAAUGUUCCAGGCGGGGAAGCGAUGGGUGGAAGCACUGGAAAAAGAUAAUCCCAACCUGUCUGUGUUGGCCAGGGCUCACUCCUACCUGGUGGAAAACCCUUUCUUCCUGUUUGUGGGAGCAGGCAUCUUCCUGAUUGUCAUCUACUUCCACAGUCAGGUGGUGGACGGUCAAAGGAAGAUCAUCGGAUUACUUCAGGAGCAGAUACAAAACGAGGGAGAGGAUAAGAAGUUUUUGAUCACUCGCCUCCAGUCCAUCCACGAACAAAAACGAACGCCUGGUCGAAGACUCACCAGUCAGGACUGUUGAGAUCCUGACCUCCAGUAGACAAACCUGCUCAAUUCUAUGAGCACUGAGGUCUGGAGACAUUUUAAACCAGCAUGGAUAUAACUGGAAUAAUGACAUGGAAGGACAACUGUAUAUGACCAAGUCCAAAUGUAUUAUUCAUUUUAAAUGUGGCUAGGAUUUUACUGGCUGGAGUGUUUGUAGUGAGGCAAAACAAACCAAGUGGAAACAUCCGGUGAAACAAAGCUGUCUGCUUUAUCCAGUGCUGUUUUAUACGAUGAAAUGCCUGAACUCAAACUGUAGGAAGUUAAACAUUAGUUCACAUGGACUUCAGUCAUCUCUCGUUAAAGCACUUUCAUAACAACUGUGAACAAAUAGUUUUUAUUAUUAUUUCUUGUGCAAAAAACUGUACGUUGUCUACAAUGUUUGUUUUUUAAUGCUUUACAUUUUUUUUAAUCAUUUUAUUUGUAUGAAUGCUGUAUGUUAGGAAAGGUUUGGAUGUUGUGGAUGUAAGUAUGAUAAUACUGAAAAUGAAUUCUUGUUCAUUUUUUUGUUCCUUUUGGGGUGACGACUGCCACUGUAUUGUCAUACUGUAGUAAUUAAAUUAUGUUUUAUCAUAACAGCA